AUGGCUAUUAGUUUAUUAGAUAACAAUGACAAUAAUGAUGAGUUUCAAGAAAAAGAUGAAGCAAUAUUUAGAUCCGCUCCUAUGAUACUUGUUCAAUUUUAUGUUACAAUUGAAUUAGCUAGGGAUAUGGUUGGUGUUUUAGGAGAUUUAGGUAUUGUACAAUUCAGAGAUUUAAAUUCAAAAUUAACUCCUUUUCAAAGAACUUUUAUAAAUGAAAUUAAAUCAAUUGAUUCUAUGAUUCAACAAUUAAAUCAUCUAUAUUCAAUUAUGUUGAAACAAAAUAUUAUGAAAAAAAUUGAUAUUUAUUCACAUUUAAAAGCUGAUACAAAACCAUUACCAACUAUAUCACAGAUGGAUGAAUUAAAAGUAAAAUUAAACAAUUCUUAUCAAAAAAUUACCCAAUUAGAGAAUUCUUUUAUACAUUUAGAAAAACAAAGAUUAAAAUUAAUUGAGCAUAGAUAUACAUUGAAUAUAUUAAAUGACUUUCAAAAUUCAGAUUUAAUUAGAUCUAGUUUUGAUGAAAUUGAUGAUGAAACUACUCUGCUCACAAUUGAUAGGUUAGAGCAAGGUAUAGAUGUUUUUGAAGAUGAAUACAAUGUACUUUCGGGUACUAUAUCUAAAGAAAAAAUACCUAUUUUAAGAACCAUAAUAUAUAGAAUUUCAAAAGGAAAUUCUUAUUUUAAUGAAGUUGAAAUAAAAGAAGAUGAUAAAAUUAAUGUAUUUUUGAUUUAUGUACAUUCAGAAAUUUUGAAAAAUAAAAUUGAAAAAGUAAUUGAAUCUUUAGAUGGUUCAAUUUAUAUAAAAGGUGGUGCGUCACUACCAAAUAUUAAUUUAAGUGAUUUAAAUACACAAAUUCGUGAUUAUGAAAACAUAGUUUUCACUACUAAAAAUCAAUUAAUUGAUGAAUUGAUGUUUUUUCAAGUCAAUUAUGCAGAUUAUUUGUACACGGUAAAGAGAGAAAAAAUGAUUUAUGAGACAUUGAAUAGGUUUGAUGAAGAUAGUACUAGAAGAUGUUUGGUGGGUGAAGGUUGGAUACCAACAAGUGAUUUUGAAUUGAUACGUGAAAAAUUACAUAAUUUAAUAAGGAAGAAAACAAGACAAUUAAAUAGAGAUAGUGAUGAAACUAAUAGUUACUCCGAAACCGAAACAUCAUUUAUUUCAAUUGAUCAUACUACAAGUGAUAAUGAACUUAUGGCCGUUGUUAAUCAAUUAAGUACAAAUAGAGUACCACCAACUUUAUUCAGAUGUAAUAAAUUUACUCAAGCAUUUCAAAAUAUUAUUGAUGCUUAUGGAAUAGCAACAUAUCAAGAAGUAAAUCCUGGUUUAGCCACAAUUAUAACAUUCCCUUUCAUGUUUGCCAUUAUGUUUGGAGAUUUAGGUCAUGGAUUUAUAGUACUAUUAGCUGCAUUAUUUUUGAUCAAAAAUGAAAUUUCAAUUGGUAAUAUGCGGAAUAGGGACGAAAUAUUUGAUAUGGCUUACAAUGGUCGUUAUAUCCUUCUCUUGAUGGGAUUAUUUUCAAUGUACACUGGGUUGAUAUACAAUGAUUUAUUUUCAAAGUCAGUGGCAAUAUUCCCUAGUGGUUGGAAAUUUAAUUUCGAAAAUUAUAAACAAGGUGCCACCAUGGUUGCUGAAUUAGUAGGAGUUUAUCCAUUUGGAUUAGAUUGGAUAUGGCAUGGAACUGAAAAUAAUUUAUUAUUUACAAAUUCAUAUAAAAUGAAAUUAUCAGUUUUAAUGGGUUAUACUCAUAUGAAUUAUUCAUUGAUGUUCAGUUUGGUAAAUUAUUUAUUUUUUAAAAGUAAAGUAGAUAUAAUUGGUAACUUCAUACCCGGAAUUCUUUUUAUGACAUCAAUUUUUGGAUAUCUUUCAAUAUGUAUAAUUUAUAAAUGGUCAGUGGAUUGGUUGAAAAUUGGUCAACAACCUCCUGGUUUAUUAAAUAUGUUGAUAAAUAUGUUUUUAAGUCCUGGCACAAUUGAAGAACCUUUAUAUGCCGGUCAGAAAUAUAUUCAAAUCUUCCUCGUAUGUAUAGCAUUGCUAUGUAUACCACAAAUGCUUAUUUACAAACCAUUGAUGCUUAUAAGAAAUAGAGGUUAUAGUCAAUUGAGAUCAUAUGAAAUACAAUUACAAGAAGAAGAACGUGCAAUUGAAUUGGAGGAUGAAAUUCAAGAGAAUGACUAUGCAUUUCCUCACGAAAUGAUUUUAUCAACCGUUGAUGAAAGUCAUGAUGAACUGAACGUGGGUGAUAUAGUUAUACACCAAAUAAUUCAUACUAUUGAAUUUUGUUUAAAUGGUAUAUCCCACACAGCUUCAUAUUUGAGAUUAUGGGCAUUAUCUUUAGCUCAUGCUCAAUUAUCAAGUGUUUUAUGGACAAUGACAAUACAAAAUGCAUUUGGUAAAACUGGAAUUGUUGGAACUUUAGCUACUUUUUUUUUAUUUGCAAUGUGGUUUACCUUGACUGUUUGUAUUUUGAUUUUAAUGGAAGGUACAUCGGCAAUGCUACAUAGUUUGAGAUUACAUUGGGUUGAGGCAAUGAGUAAAUUUUUUGAAGGUGAAGGUUAUGCUUUUGAACCUUUUAAUUUCAAAUCAAUAGAUAUAUAA
Messenger RNA from Insectozyma verbasci, 2595 nucleotides. Lineage: Eukaryota; Fungi; Ascomycota; Pichiomycetes; Serinales; Debaryomycetaceae. The record is from the annotation of a GenBank genome assembly.